CUAGCAAUCAAUGGCAUCCCGUUCGACGUACGAGCUUACUGGAUGCGAAGGGCAAAUCAGGCGCUUUCAGAUCUCGUUUCGCCAUGUCCGUUUGGAGCCUUUGGGACCGUGAUUGUGAAUCACACGGAUACUAGUGGUAUGGGCGAGCUCGUUUGCAUUGGGGCGAACAAUAUCAGUGCUACUGGCAAUCCGACCUUGCACGGAGAGAUCGCAGCUAUCAACAACUGCACAAACAUCCUCACAGAUCCGGACGGACCCUACAACCUCACGGCAAGCGAAGCACAAGACGCUUUCGCCAGCCUCUCGCUAUACACGAACGCUGAGAGCUGCCCCAUGUGCGCUUCCGCAAUCCGAUGGGCCGGCUUCAAGGAGUACAUCUACGGCACUUCGAUCGAGACCCUCAUCGAGAAAGGCUGGGGCCAAAUACGGGUGGCUUCGAUUGAGAUCUUUGAGAGGUCUUUUGAUCUCUCCAGCCCGAGUCGCUUGAUUGGAGAGGUCUUGACCAACGAGACUGACCCGUACUUCUUGUGGCAGUAUGAUCCAAGCUAUCCAUGUCCGAGUGGGUGUCAAAGG
Molecule: messenger RNA, 573 nt
Organism: Zasmidium cellare ATCC 36951
Lineage: Eukaryota; Fungi; Ascomycota; Dothideomycetes; Mycosphaerellales; Mycosphaerellaceae
Exons: 2
Biological process (GO): purine nucleoside catabolic process
Molecular function (GO): guanosine deaminase activity
Source: RefSeq, a predicted model, not a curated record